Messenger RNA from Suncus etruscus (white-toothed pygmy shrew), 899 nucleotides. It is a transcript of the gene CMTM4, whose product is annotated as CKLF like MARVEL transmembrane domain containing 4. NCBI's taxonomy places the organism in Eukaryota, Metazoa, Chordata, Mammalia, Eulipotyphla, Soricidae. The record is from RefSeq and is a predicted model, not a curated record. Bases 25 to 651 code for a protein of 208 amino acids. The transcript has 4 exons. Gene Ontology annotation, cellular component: membrane.
CGGCCCGGCCCGCCGAGCGGCAGCAUGCGGAGCGGCGAGGAGCUGGACGGCUUCGAGGGCGAGGCCUCGAGCACCUCCAUGAUCUCGGGCGCCAGCAGCCCCUACCAGCCCACCACCGAGCCGGUGAGCCAGCGCCGCGGGCUGGCCGGCCUGCGCUGCGACCCCGACUACCUGCGCGGCCCGCUCGGCUGCCUCAAGGUCGCCCAAGUGCUUUUGGCCCUGACCGCAUUCAUCUGCAUUGAGACCAUCCUGGAGUGCGCUCCCUGCGAAGGCCUCUACUUCUUUGAGUUUGUGAGCUGCAGUGCCUUUGUGGUGACGGGUGUCCUGCUCAUCCUGUUUAGUCUCAACCUGCACAUGAGGAUCCCCCAAAUCAACUGGAACCUAACAGAUUUGGUCAACACUGGACUGAGCACUUUCUUUUUCUUUAUCGCUUCAAUCGUCCUGGCUGCUUUAAAUCACAAUACCGGAGCAGAAAUUGCUGCUGUGAUUUUUGGCUUCUUGGCUACAGCAGUAUAUGCGGUGAACACCUUCCUGGCAGUGCAGAAGUGGAGAAUAAGCCUCCGGCAGCAAAGUGCCAAUGACUACAUUCGAGCUCGCACUGAGUCCCGGGACAUGGACGGCCGCCCUGAGAUCCAACGCCUGGAUACGUGAGGCACCACUGGGCUGCCUCCAUCUCUCACCCCGGCCCCUUCCUUGCACUCAUGUCUCCCCCUCCUUGUCCUGCCAGAAUUAUGUGUGAUUCAGUUGAAUUUUCUCCUCUGGGGUGCAGUUUAUUUGGGGAGUGGGUUUUCAGAGUGGCCCCAGGGCUGGGAAGGCCUAGAUGCUGCUGUCCAGACAGAAGUGAAGUGGGUGGGAGAGGUACCUGGUUCUCCAGUGCAUGAUGACCAUGAGGGGGUAGC